Messenger RNA from Didymosphaeria variabile, 1158 nucleotides. RefSeq names its product Protein hgh1 (gene HGH1). The record is from RefSeq and is a predicted model, not a curated record. NCBI's taxonomy places the organism in Eukaryota, Fungi, Ascomycota, Dothideomycetes, Pleosporales, Didymosphaeriaceae. The transcript is spliced from 3 exons. Bases 1 to 1158 code for a protein of 385 amino acids.
AUGCCUACCGAGUUGGAGGAGCUGGUGGAAUUUCUACACCAUGGAAACACGCAGAUACGGCAGGUCGCUGCAGAGCAUCUGGUAGGAUACUCGCAGGCGGAUCUGCCUCUCUUCAAGCGCAGCCAGCUCGAACCCGUCAAAGACCUUAAGCUCCUCGUAAAAGACUACGGGCCAAUCGCGAAGAAUGCUCUGACCAUCCUCAUCAACAUCUCGCACGAUGGUGAAGUCCUCAAGUCGCUCGCCAACGAUGACGCCUUCCUCGAGACACUACUUUCGCGAAUAACCAACAAGAAGGAGCCCAAUGCCAACGAGAUUGCCAUGUUGCUCGCCAAUAUGGCAAAGGACGACUCGCUGCAGCGCGUGCUGGAGCUCAGGCGCGAUAUUCCUAAAGAGCUCUCAAAGUCAGAAUGGGCGAUGGAUCAGUUGAUGGACUGCUUCGUCAAGGGUGCCGAAGGAGGCUACAAUAAAGAUGCGGACUACGACUACUUGGCCUACUUCUUCGCCGACCUGUCAAAGUUCCCCAAAGGCCGCGAGUAUAUGACCACGCCGCAAGCGCAUGACUCCGACAUCAUACCUCUGACAAAGCUGCAAGUCUUCACAUCACAUGCCUCGCACAUCCGCCGCCUCGGCGUGGCCUCGACUAUCAAGAACUGUGCCUUCCACGUCCCUGCCCAUCAGACAUUGCUUUCGAACCUUAACCCCGAUCCGACUCUCCCACCACCGCACAUCGGUGCAAAUCUACUUCCGUACCUUCUUCUCCCGCUCAUGGGACCUGAAGAAUACUCAGACGAAGACACAGAAGGCAUGCUCGAUGAGCUACAACUGCUAGAGCCGGACAAGGAACGAGAGAAGGACAUUGAAGUCAUGAAGACACAUCUGGAGACUCUAUUGUUGUUGAGCACAACCGCCGAGGGCCGCAAUGUGAUGAGGCAGAUUAAGGUGUACCCAAUCGUACGCGAGUGUCAUCUUCACGUUGAGGAUGAAGGCGUAAGGGAAGCUUGUGACCGUGUCGUGCAAAUCAUUAUGCGGAACGAAGAGGGCGAAGAAGGAGAGAUACCCGAAGGAGCCGUUGGUGCGGCGGGAGCAGAUGCAGGUAGGAUGGUGGAGCUCAAGGAUGAGAACGAAGACGACGACGACCAGAUAGUCGAGAUAUGUUGA